Molecule: messenger RNA, 3521 nt
Organism: Capsaspora owczarzaki ATCC 30864
Lineage: Eukaryota; Filasterea; Ministeriida; Capsasporidae
Product: serologically defined colon cancer antigen 1
Exons: 15
Coding region: 7-3471 (1154 amino acids)
Biological process (GO): ribosome-associated ubiquitin-dependent protein catabolic process; rescue of stalled cytosolic ribosome
Cellular component (GO): RQC complex
Molecular function (GO): tRNA binding; ribosomal large subunit binding
Source: RefSeq, a predicted model, not a curated record
AUCUCGAUGAAGCAGCGGUUCUCGUCUUUGGACAUUAUCGCGUCCAUUGCGCUUCUGCGCAGUCGACUGAUUGGUCUGCGUGUCACGAAUGUCUAUGACAUUAACUUCAAGACCUACCUCUUCAAGCUCGCCAAGCCAGGGUUCAAAGCCAUUCUGCUCGUCGAGUCUGGCAUUCGUUUCCACACAACCGAGUUCGAUUGGCCCAAAAACAACUCGCCAUCGAACUUUGCCAUGAAGCUUCGCAAGCACCUCCGCACGCGUCGAUUGAAUAGCAUUCGUCAAGUUGGAGCCGAUCGUGUCAUUGACCUUGAAUUCGGAUCUGGCGUCGCGGCGUACCAUGUCAUUGUGGAACUUUACGAUCGUGGAAACAUUAUUCUGACCGACUUUGAGUACAACAUCCUGUCGCUCCUGCGUGUGCGCACUGUCGAAGGCGACGAAGACGUGCGCUUUGCUGUUGGUGAAAAGUUUCCCGAGGCUGCAGUUCGUGAAGACGUCAUCCCGUCCAAAGCCACGCUGCUCGCAGCGCUGCUUGCCUGCAGUCCGGCAGACCAGCUGAAAAAGUUCCUGAACAGCCAGCUUGCUUUCGGACCGGCGGUCGUUGAGCACUGCAUUCUCAAAGCUGGACUCAAGCCUGAUGGCUCUGUGAGCUCUCAGCUGCCAUGCACUGCAGAGCACUCCGAGCCCAUCGACAAGCUGUACGCGGAAAUUCUGAACACACAACAGUUGUUGAUCGAUGUCGGAGCCAGUAGUGAAGUACCUGGCUACAUUAUCCAGCGAAAAGAAUCUCGCGCUACUGCUGCCAACAAAAACAAGGGCGUUGGUGAUGAGCAAGCGGCUGUGGCUGCUGCUCUGGCCUCUGCUUCCGGCGACGCUUCCGACAUUUUUGUCUUUGACGAAUACCACCCUUUCCUGUUCGAGCAGCACAAGGCGCGACCCGUGGUGCACUUUCCCACAUUUGAUCGCGCUGUGGACGAGUUCUACUCGCGCAUCGAAGGCCAGCGUCUUGACAUGAAGCAUAUCGGCGACGAGCGCAAUGUUCUGAAAAAGCUCGAAAAGUUCAAGCUCGAGCAGGAGCGAAAACUCGUUGGUCUGCGAACCACUCAAGAAGAAGAGGCUCUUCGUGGCCAGCUAAUUCUCGACAACCAAACCAAAGUCGAACAGGCGCUCCUCGUCAUUCGCAGCGCUCUCGCUCACGCUGUCGAUUGGUCUGAGAUCAGCGACAUGGUGGAAGCUGCAAAGGAGCAAAAAGAUCCAGUCGCCAGCAUCAUUCACAAGCUCAAGCUUGACAGUAACAUCAUUACUCUGAUGCUCACAAGCCCGGACGCUGUAGAAGAAGAAGAAGACGACAACUCCGAGGACGAAGGCGCUGAUCAAGCCGUUUCCUCGAAAGGCAAGGGCUCUGCGAAGGGCGGAAAGAAGGGCCAUCAUCAGCAGACACGCAUGAAGGUUGACAUCGACAUCACAGCAAGCGUACACGCCAACGCAGAGUCUUACUUUUCACGCAAGAAGCAGGCCGCCGCCAAGGAGCAGCGCACGAUCGAUGCGUCGUCCAAGGCGCUCAAGUCUGCAGAACGCCAAACCAAGCAGCAACUCAAGCAGGUCGCCGUCAAGGCCACUGUCAACAAAGUUCGCAAGGUCUUGUGGUUUGAAAAGUUCCUGUGGUUUAUCACCUCGGAGAACUACCUCGUGAUUGGCGGUCGCGACAUGCAGCAGAACGAGCUCCUGGUCAAGCGCCACCUGCGCAACGGAGACGCCUACGUGCACGCAGAUCUCCAUGGUGCCAGCAGUGUGAUUGUCAAAAACCCAACCCCAGAUCAGCCCGUCCCAAUCCGCUCCCUGUGCGAAGCUGGCACGUUUGCCGUGUGCUACAGCUCGGCGUGGGACGCCAAGGUGAUUACUAGCGCUUGGUGGGUUGCCGCCAACCAAGUCUCCAAGACUGCUCCCACCGGCGAGUAUCUCACCACGGGCAGCUUUAUGAUCCGCGGCCGCAAGAACUUUUUGCCCCCUUCGCCGCUCAUCCUUGGCUUUGGCUUCUUGUAUCGACUGGACGAAUCCUGCAUUGCAAAGCACCUGCAAGAGCGCAAGGUCGUGUCGGAGGGCGAGGCGAGCGCCAGCGCUCCGUCACUGCAAUCCGCCGAAGAGGCCGCCAACGAGCCAGAGCUGGACAUGGAUGUCAGCGACCACGACGACGAGGGCGACGAGGAUGAAGACCCUGCUGCAAGCGAUCAAAAGAACGCGACGUCCACAGCGACCCUCACGACCAGCAGCGAUGGCGCGGACGAGGAGAACGAGGACGACGAUGAUGGCGAGGAUGAUCAGGCGGCCAACGAUGUCGAGUUCCCAGACACCCAGAUUGACGUCAAGAUUGGCACGCCAUCCAUCCCAUCCACGCCUUCGUCCAUCUUGCUCGAGUCGACGGGUCCUCGAUUUGGCCCUGGGCCUGUGAUGGUCGGCAACAAGGACGUGAGCAAGUAUCUCCUUUCGCGACCGGGCGACUUUGAUGAGAACGAUGCCGAUGUUGGAUCGACUUCGGGAGGUGGCAUCAGUGGUCCCAGCGCGGAUGAUCGGCCUGUGCAAAAGCGCCACUACUUGACUGCAAAGCAGCGACGGGACAUGAAGAAGACUGGAGGCAAGCCGAUUUCUGCCUCCGAGUCGGCCAGCCAAGCAGCAGCAGAAGCAGCAGCAGCAGCAGCUCCUGAAGUGCAAGCAGCGAGCAAGGCUGAGUCUCGCCCCACGGAAAAGCCCGCUACUGCCGCAACGACAUCUACAGCUGCUGCCGCCAAACCUCUGCCGCGCGGCAAAAAGGCCAAACUGAAAAAGAUCAAGGACAAGUACGGCGAACAAGACGAGGAGGAGCGCCAGCUGCGCAUGGAGAUUCUUGGGUCCGCUGGUCGAGCCGAGACGCAGGAUUCCAAGAGCAAGGCGGAUGCCGGCAAGAAGGCCAGCAGCUCUCACUCCUCACCGUCAACGGCUGGAAGCGCAAAGAAACCAGCAGCCCGUCAAGCCACGGCGAAGCCUGAAUCUGCUGCUCCCGCAGUCGAGACAUCUACGGCAUCGGCAGGAGCUGAAGACGCGACCGCUGCGGCCGAGGAGAUGGACGAGACUGAGCGUCAGGAGAUUCGCCAACUGUUGGCAGAAGAGAACGUGACACUGCUUGAUGAGGACGCCAAGGACAACCUGACGCUGCUCGAUUCGCUCACUGGCCGUCCGUAUCCCGAUGACGUGAUUCUUUUCGCCAUCCCUGUCGUGGCGCCGUUUUCGGCAUUGACCACCUAUCGUCACAAGCUGAAGCUGACGCCCGGCGGUUCUGCACGCAAGGGCAAAGCUGUUCGCGCGGCACUCGAGGCCUUCUUCCGCUUGCCCGACUGCACUUCCCGCGAGAAAGACUUGCUGCGAGCCUGCAAAGACACCGAGCUGAUGCAAAACUUGCCCAAGAGCGCCAAGUUUGGUGCCGCGAUUCUCAAAAAGUAGACCAGCGUGUUUUUUUUUAUCCAUAUAAAGGGCAUUGCGAUCAAACCAAC